AUAUUCAAAUAUUAACUAAUGGAGAAGAAGGAGAUCUAUAACAAAUACGAAUCAAAAAGCCUUGUCAAAACAGGGAAGGGACAUCACUCCAAAUAUUACGGGACGAACACAAGCCAGGAGAAACAUGCAGCUGGGGGUUACAUGACCAAGAAGAUGCCUCCUUAUAAUAAAUCAAAUUAUGAUUCUUCUCAGUCAUCAAAUUCUGCUAAGAUUCCAAGGAACAAGUACGAUUAUGAGGGACAUCCAGAAAUAUAAAUUACGGCCAUAAGGGUUACAAGAACCAUCCGACUGAUUAUGCAAAGCUGAAGGCUUCAUCUAAAUCUAACAGUCAUUCGAGCUUGAUUGACAGGAACAAUUCUCCAAAGGGUAUGUCACAGCCAUACAACUACAAGAAGGUUCCAGAAAAACGCCAUAAAGAUACCGACAGUUAUAAACCUAAAUGGACUAUUGAAGAUUUUGAGCUAGGCAAAGCUCUUGGCAGGGGCAAGUUUGGCCAAGUCUACCUUGCACGGGAAAAGAAGUCAAAAUUCAUAGUUGCCCUGAAAAUACUUGAUAAGAAGCAGUUGAUCAAAUCCAAAGUGGAGUAUCAGCUUAGGAGAGAGAUUGAGAUCCAGUCCUUCCUAAACCACAAGAAUAUCCUCAAGAUGUAUGGCUUCUUCGCUGAUAAAACAAAAAUCUACCUGAUCUUAGAGUAUGCUCUGGGAGGAGAACUAUACAAGCAUCUGCAAGCUCAACCCAAUAAGAGGUAUAGCGAGACUAGGACUGCCAACUACAUCAAACAAGUAGCAGAAGCUUUGUCCUACUUGCACCUGAAGGAUGUCAUCCACAGAGACCUAAAGCCUGAAAAUCUUCUAAACUCUCAAGGAACUAUUAAAAUAGCUGACUUUGGCUGGAGUGUCUAUGCACCUCAGGAAGGCCGAAGAGAGACUCUUUGCGGAACUCUUGACUACUUGCCACCUGAGAUGGUUAACGGGGAUACUCAUGAUAAAUAAUGUCGACAUCUGGUGCCUAGGAAUCUUGUGAUAUGAACUGAUCUGCGGCUACCCUCCCUUUGAAACAAACACCCAUGAUGAGACUUAUGAGAGGAUUAAAUAAAAGAGAUUUAGAAUUCCCUGACCACGUGAGUGCAGGAGCACAGGAUCUAAUCUCCUCAAUUCUAAUGCUAAACCCUUCGAAAAGACUCAGUCUAGACGAUAUCAUGGGACACCCAUGGAUUGCUGAAAAUGCGCCGUUACACAGAGAAGAUGAUUAAAAUUAAGAAAAACGAUAAUUUAUGAA
Moneuplotes crassus is the source of this 1278-nucleotide messenger RNA. The record is from the annotation of a GenBank genome assembly. Lineage: Eukaryota; Ciliophora; Spirotrichea; Euplotida; Euplotidae.